Cordyceps militaris CM01 is the source of this 2979-nucleotide messenger RNA. Its product is annotated as DNA mismatch repair protein PMS1. The transcript is spliced from 3 exons. The coding region runs from base 1 to 2979 and encodes 992 amino acids. Gene Ontology annotation, biological process: mismatch repair. NCBI's taxonomy places the organism in Eukaryota, Fungi, Ascomycota, Sordariomycetes, Hypocreales, Cordycipitaceae. Gene Ontology annotation, molecular function: ATP binding; mismatched DNA binding; ATP hydrolysis activity. The record is from RefSeq and is a predicted model, not a curated record. Gene Ontology annotation, cellular component: MutLalpha complex.
AUGGCUACCAUCAAGCAGAUCGAUGGACGAAGUAUCCAUCAAAUCCAAUCCGGCCAAGUCAUUGUCGACUUGUGUUCCGUCGUAAAGGAGCUAGUCGAAAACAGCGUUGAUGCGGGCGCUACUACCCUUGAUGUCAGAUUUAAGAAUCAAGGCCUGGAUUCUAUCGAGAUCCAGGACAAUGGCUCCGGUAUUUCGCCAGCCAACUACGAGUCCGUGGCGCUGAAGCACCAUACCUCGAAGCUCGAAACCUACUCGGAUAUUGCCAGUCUUCACACCUUUGGCUUUCGUGGAGAAGCACUGGCAUCAUUAUGCGCUCUCUCCACAGUCACCAUUACCACUUGUCUUGCCCAAGACGCUCCCAAAGGUACUAAGCUUACAUUUGAGGCGUCCGGAAAGCUCCAGUCGACGUCUAUUAUUGCCGCCCAAAGAGGCACAACUGUUGCCGUCGAAAAACUGUUUCAUAACUUGCCAGUUCGUCGACGCGAACUAGAGCGCAAUAUCAAACGAGAAUGGCACAAAGUGAUUGCGCUGCUCAACCAGUAUGCCUGCAUUCUCACGCAGCUUAAAUUUUCCGUGUCACAGCAGCCAACCAAGGGCAAGCGAAUCCUUCUUUUUUCUACAAAAGGCAAUCAAACAACCAAAGACAACAUCAUUAACAUCUUUGGUGCCAAGACAAUGACAGCUCUAGUGGCAUUGGAUCUCAAGCUGGAAAUUGUACCCACCACAUCUACUCUGCACUUAACCUCGACCGAAGCUGAGGCGUCCAAGCAAGUUUGCGUUCUCGGCCAUGUUUCCCGACCCGUCCAUGGCGAAGGCAGACAGACACCUGAUAGGCAAAUGUUCUUCGUCAAUGGGCGGCCUUGUGGACUUCCCCAGUUUGCAAAAACAUUCAACGAAAUCUACAAGUCUUACAAUUAUUCUCAAUCGCCCUUCAUAUUCGCCGACAUUCGUUUAGAUACAAACAUGUACGAUGUCAAUGUCAGCCCAGACAAACGCAGCAUCCUCUUACACGACCAAAAUCACCUGCUAGAGAGUCUGCGCUCCGCCCUUGUUGAGCUGUUUGACCAACACGACUAUACCGUACCAGUUGCGCAAGCGUUUUCCACUCUUGGAAGGUCCGCUACUCAUGAAAACCUUUCUCCCGCACCUACGCGCGCCUCCAAGCGACAGAAGCAGCCGGAAGAGCCGGACGUGUCUGAUACACCCCUCGAAGACGAUCACUCCCAAUCAUCCGAUGAAGAUACAGCAACAGCCAACCCCACAAGAACCCCCAUAGUCUCGACACACAGUACUGGUGCUCAGAGUUUGAUAAGCCGAUGGGCGUCUAACUCGGCGAGCUCACCUGCGGCCAAGAUCCAGGUUGCGACCCCGCAAACGAGCAUCAGUGCGAGAUUCAACAAGCCAAGCGACGAAGUGCCUAAUAGUGUCAAAGCUAUUCGAGUGCGAGAUUUCAAUGAACGGCUUGCAGAAAAUGCACCAAUACCACUAGCCGAAGAGGGUGUUUCGGCACAAUUGCACUCGACUUCUCCGGACGCCUCUCCGGAACCCCCAAUCCCUGCCACACAGCCAAUGAGACUAGUGGAUGAUACACCACGGACAAGGAUUCCGCGAAGCCUUAAACGGGAUCUGACGGAAACAAUCACAGUUACCAUUGGUAAUUCGCCACAAAGAAACAUUAUUCUGUCCCCAUCGAAAAGGCGAAAGACAGAAAGCAUAGCUAGCGAGGACGAUGACGAGGCUAUGCUGUCCGAUGACCAAGAUACUCGGCAAAAUUUGUCGGUUGAACGAGAUGAUGAAGAUCUUGCACAGCAGCUUGAGGAAGAGGAAGAAUGGUCUGAGCCUGAACCAGAACCGAUGGCCAAGCCCCAGUUGGAACUCGAAGUGGAGGAAGAAGAUAUUGAGGCACAAUCAUCAGAGAAGGAGAGUGGAGCUAGCACGCCGGUCCAUGCUGCAGAAGAGGAUUCUGAUGGGGACUUUGACGAGGCAAAGGCAGCCAACAACGAAGAGGAUGAGGAUGAGGAUGGUGCUCCAGAGAAGGCGACAUCCGCGACAGAGUUGAAACGAAACACUCUAUUACAACCGACCUCUCGCCGAAAGGACACUACCCUUAUUCUGUUACAGCGUCUCAAGAUAACCCCCGAGCUGCUCCGUGCCCAUGUUGAUAGCUACAGAGCCAACGCGCUAAGAAUAUCGACAGCAACCACCAACAUAGAUUCCGUGGAAGACAUAAGCGCCACAGAUGCGGAGUCGAGGCUUCAGCUGAUCAUUUCCAAAGGAGAUUUUGGCAAGAUGCGCGUGGCGGGACAGUUCAACCUGGGAUUCAUCAUUGCUGUCCGUCCACGCACGUCCCAAUCUCCCACCACCGGAGACGGCGCCAGCAACGACGAGCUCUUCAUCAUCGACCAGCACGCAUCCGACGAAAAGUACAACUUUGAGCGGCUUCAGAGCUCCACCGUUGUGCAGUCGCAGCGCCUCGUACACCCCAAGACCCUCGACCUGACGGCGCUCGAGGAGGAGAUUGUCAUGGAGAACCAGGCCGCCAUCGAGGCCAACGGCUUCCAGAUCCUCGUCGACACCUCAGGCGACGCCCCCGUCGGUGGCCGCUGCACGUUGACCGCGCUGCCGCUCAGCCGCGAGACGGCGUUUAGCCUGGAGGACCUAGAGGAGCUCAUUGCCAUUCUAGGCGACACGCCCGGCGGCGGUGACGCGCAGAUCCCGCGCCCGGCCAAGGUGCGCAAAAUGUUCGCCAUGCGGGCCUGUCGCAGCAGCGUCAUGAUUGGCAAGCCGCUCACGCUGAGGCAAAUGUACGGGCUCGUGCGACACAUGGGCGAGCUCGACAAGCCGUGGAACUGCCCGCACGGCCGGCCGACGAUGCGGCACCUCUGCCGGCUGCAGGCGUGGGACGAGCAUGGCUGGAAGGGCGACGUGGUGCCGACGUCAACGGCGCGGUGGCAGGCAUUUACACAACAAGAGGAGUGA